Molecule: messenger RNA, 249 nt
Organism: Colletotrichum spaethianum
Lineage: Eukaryota; Fungi; Ascomycota; Sordariomycetes; Glomerellales; Glomerellaceae
Exons: 2
Coding region: 1-249 (82 amino acids)
Source: RefSeq, a predicted model, not a curated record
AUGGACCCACACGGGCUGUCCCAUGCCAUUGCUCGGCCAAUGGGACUGAUGCGGGCCAUGGAUCUCCAGCCCGUCUGGGAGGCUGCCAAAGGGCACGUACUCCACCCCCGACCGCCUUGUGGUGCCGGGCCACUGCCACCGCUUCCUGCCUUUGCGACGCGGCCCUGCUGGGCUGGGAAGAAGACCGCCAAACUCGUCACUCAUGCCGCUUUUCUAUCUUUUCCUGACGAAUUUGGCAAGGUCGAUUAG